AUGGACUUCUAUCAAGUGAAUCUGGCCGCCUUGAUCGUGGCCAAUUCGUGCUAUUUCCUAUAUCGACAUCACACUCAGAAUCACAAGCCGCGCCGUCGUGGUGCCCCGCGAGAUGAACAAGCCGAAGCAGGUGCCUCAAGGUUCACAGGACAGUUCCUCCUCGUCUAUACGUUGGUUGUCGCAGCAGAUUGGCUUCAAGGCCCAUACACCUACGCAAUCUACAAGUACGAAAAGCAGCUGGAAGAGCCCACCGUCGCACUCUUAUACGCCUCGGGCUUUGUUUCCGGUGCUGCAAGUGCGCCCUUCGUAGGACAGCUCGCAGAUCGCUAUGGCAGGCGGGCUGCCUGUGUCGCUUAUUGCGUCUGCUACAGUAUCACAUGUUUGACAAUGCUGAGCCGCAACCUCAAUGCCUUGUACAUGGGCCGUCUGUUCGGGGGCAUUGCAACCACGUUACUAUUUAGUGCCUUUGAGGCCUGGAUGAUCACCGAAUAUCAUCAAUUGCAGAUUGAUGAGAGCACGGUGUCUCUCGGCCGGAUCUUUGCCAACAUGACGACCGCCAGCAGUAUCACCGCCAUAUUCUCUGGUAUACUUGGAAACGGCCUUGUUCAGUGGUUCGACUCUCGGCUGGCCCCAUUCAUCGCCAGCUUUGGCUGCUGCAUUGGAGCCAACAUUGUCAUAUUGUCGACGUGGCGAGAAAACUAUGGCAGUGCGGCCAGACCUUUGGAGACCACAGGAGUCCCGAAGCUGAAGCAUCGAGUACUUGCGUCACUCAGAGAUCCAAAGGUCAUGACCUUGAACUUCGUCUCCUGUUGCUUUGAAGGCCCCAUGUAUCUUUUCGUAUUCUUCUGGUCCGCUGCCCUGAAGAGCGUGAGAGCGAAAUCAGGAGACCAGAACGAGCUUCCUUUCGGCCUCAUCUUCUCGAGUUUCA
This is a messenger RNA of Trichoderma citrinoviride, 928 nucleotides long. RefSeq names its product DUF791-domain-containing protein. Gene Ontology annotation, biological process: molybdate ion transport. NCBI's taxonomy places the organism in Eukaryota, Fungi, Ascomycota, Sordariomycetes, Hypocreales, Hypocreaceae. The record is from RefSeq and is a predicted model, not a curated record. Gene Ontology annotation, cellular component: membrane. The annotation marks the transcript as partial. The transcript has 2 exons. Gene Ontology annotation, molecular function: molybdate ion transmembrane transporter activity.